AUGCCUUGUUUUGCAGACACUAUUGUAAGAAUCAAGUUCAGCAAACGAAAUGUAAAGGAAGAAACAGGUUUAAUUUCAGUAUGGGCUGUCAGAACGUAUCCUGUUGGUAAUGAAGAUUGUUUAAUUGAAUUAGUAUUAUUUGUGCCGAUUGAUGGUGAAGAGAGAGAUCUAGAUACACAGACUAUUUUUGAGAAAGAUGAAUUCUAUUCUGUUGGAGGGAAAAUUGUUCCUGGAAAAUACAAUAAUGACGUUAGGCCGAAGAUGACGGUUUCAUCAUCUACACAGUUAAGAAUACUUGAUAAGGUUCCAUUAUUAAAUAGAUGUCCCUUAAAAGUCUCUUUGGUGGGGAUCUCCCAAGGAACGCCAAACGAAAUUAACAACGAUGUAAAUGCAAUUUUCGAGAUGGUUAUAAACGAUUAUGCAGUUCUCGAUUAUAAGUUUAUUGUUAAGAUUAUUUAUCCUUAUCAUAAACGAAGGUUUGAUUAUAUCAAAAAUAGUAUUAAACCACUCGAGUCAAUUAUUUUUGUGGUUGGCAUAAUGGAAAUUAUUGAAGGUAAUUUUUACGUAUAUGCUAAUGAGAUCAACAAUAUUGAUAUUGCUAGGAUAAAUGUUAGUGAUAAUAAGAGUCAGACAGCAUCAAUAAAGUCUGCGCGAUCAAAACUUUUGUUUACUUAUCAGAACAUUAAGAAUGUAGAAAGCAGUUCUGAUAUUAAAGCAUCAUCGGACGAUAUUGCGAAUAAGUAUCAAUACGAAGUGUUUUCAGAUGAUUCGUGUUCAUCAAGAUAUAAAAAAGGCAAAGACGUAGAUAGGGAUAUCGAGAAUUUGGAAGAUAUUAGAAGUGUUGCGCAGAAAGUCGAUUUUACAGAUGAAAUAGAAGAAAAAGUGAAAGAAUCAUCUGAUGAUAGUGAAAGUGAAAAAAAGUCUCGAACUUAUCGAAAAAAUAAAAGACACAUGACACGUAGUUCAAUUUAUAAGAAUAAGAAGUUACGAAAAGAUGUGGAUGAUAAUGACGACGUAGAAUAG
Messenger RNA from Cetraspora pellucida, 1023 nucleotides. Lineage: Eukaryota; Fungi; Glomeromycota; Glomeromycetes; Diversisporales; Gigasporaceae. The record is from the annotation of a GenBank genome assembly.